UGGUAUGUUUCCACGCUGCUUGAAUUGUAUUUCCCAUCCAGUAGGUGGCAGGAAAGGCGCCUCCCGGUUCAGUGCGCAGUUCCCUCUGAUGAAGAAGAAGGAUCUAGGCGUCCCCCUUUCGCGCGUUGAUUAACACGACAGCUAACAAACCACCACUGACCACUAAGACACCCAGUCAUGGCUGCCGAACCUAAUUAUCGCCGGACAAAACCUGGUGUUAGGACAGCUAACCUUGCUAGUUCAAAUGGAGCUGGGCCCUCAUCACAGAUUCCGGGAUUAUCUGCAUCUGCCGACAUCACUCCUGAAGAAAAGACUAAAGGAAGACGUGUAGGAAUUCAGGCCUCUGACUCGGAUUAUGUUAAACUAGCAAAACAAGGAGGACAGAAGGGUUUGCUGAGGCAUGAUGACCCUGUAGAAACAAAAUCUGACAUUUCCUACAAACCCGCUAGUUGGUUCUCUGACACAGCUGAUGAUCAAGAGAGUGGAAGUAAUGGAACUACCCCUGAUGGAAUCAGCAAGUCCAAAGGGGUCUUACAACACCUGGAGCCCCCAUUUGGAACUGAUAAUUGUUCAGCCUGGGAUUCUGGUAAAAAGGACGUCAGCCAUGCCACAUCGGAGAUGCAGAAACUCUCCCUAAGCCAAAACGAGAUUGCAGAAGCCAACAGGUUCAAGAAGAUCAGUUCCCAUGAUAAGAAGGCGGUAGCUCCAGUGAACAUGUCCAAACUUUUAGGUUUUGGUUAUGCUGAGGAAGAGGAUAAAUCUCUCGAUGAUGAUGCUUCAAGCAUCACCUCUGAGCAGACCAGCACCACUGCACCAGAGGAUGAACUGGAAUAAAGAUAAAGAUAAAACCCUUCUUCAAGAAUUGUUGUUCUCUCGUAAUCACUAGCUCCUCUGCAUCAAUCACCCGCUCUCUGCUUUAUGCAAAAACACUUAGUCGUAUGUUUGCAUCUUUAUCUAAAAGACUUGUUUGUGUUAUGCUCACAUGUCUAUGGUGCUUGUGAUCAGGAUAUCUGUACCCUUGAAGAAAGGGAUAUUUGUCAGUGGAUAUGACAAAAUAUGUAAGCUGCAAGCUGUUAUUACACGCUCCAUGGCUGUUUCAUACAGUUAGUAUCUGGUUUGAACACUUAUGAGUGUUCUUAUGGUCCAGUAGUUAGCUAGUUGAGCACACAAAAAGGUAACCUUAAAAUAAAUGACGCAGAUGCCAUUGGUAGGGAUUUGAGAACAGGAAGGGGGUUCAGGGAGUUUGCGAUUGUGAAUGUCUGUUAAGUAUUGAUGUGAUAGUAAAUAAUAAUCACAGAAGCAGUUGUUUUGGUGUUCUGUGCUGUUUAAUUUUAAUAUUUUUUCCUUCUGAGAACAAUGUUUACACUUGCUGUCAGUUAAUAUCAGUAAAUGAUGACUGAAUAAAUUUGCAUGUGCAUAAAAUA
Cyprinus carpio (common carp) is the source of this 1424-nucleotide messenger RNA. RefSeq lists its product as uncharacterized. The record is from RefSeq and is a predicted model, not a curated record. Lineage: Eukaryota; Metazoa; Chordata; Actinopteri; Cypriniformes; Cyprinidae.